GUCCCAAGCUCAUUGUGCAAGUGACAAGCUGAGAAAUGGCUGCAGUCUGGAAAAGUGUUUUUGCUACUCUGGUUCUGCUUUUUGCAGCAGUGUCAGGAAGUGGACAUGAAAAAUCUGGUGUCCGGGUGAGCCAUAAAGUGAAUGCUGACUUGAAUGAAGAGCGGGUGGACAAAGUUAUGCAAUUUGCAGUGUCCCAGCACAACAAGGUCAGCCAUGAUGACUACUUCCAUAGGAUGUCCAAGGUCAUCAGUGCUCAGCUCCAGGUGGUUUCUGGAUUAAAGUACUUUGUGACUGCAGAAAUGAGUCAAACAUCCUGCAAAAAAGGUGAAACAGAGGGCCUGGAGAACUGUGCUUUCUACCAGAAUCCAAAAGCAAAGACAUAUACCUGCACUUUUGAAAUCUGGUCCCGUCCCUGGAUUAAAGAUACCCAGCUCUUAAAGAAUGAAUGUGCCUAAUUAAUUAGCAAGAUGGAGGUCUGCCCUGUCCAAUAAUGAAGCAACAAUUCCAUCGUCACUAAAAUUAUAGUGCCCUGCAACUAAAUAUUAAAGGGCCAGUUUAUGAGGUGCUAAUAUAUUUUUUUUCUUAAAAUAAGCUUUUAGGUAUAUAAGCUUUAGGUAAAUAAGUAUUUUCUGUCAUAUACUGCAGUGCAAAUCAUUCAUGUAACACACU
Molecule: messenger RNA, 669 nt
Organism: Erpetoichthys calabaricus (reedfish)
Lineage: Eukaryota; Metazoa; Chordata; Cladistia; Polypteriformes; Polypteridae
Product: cystatin-like
Exons: 3
Coding region: 36-455 (139 amino acids)
Molecular function (GO): cysteine-type endopeptidase inhibitor activity
Source: RefSeq, a predicted model, not a curated record